Molecule: messenger RNA, 1749 nt
Organism: Branchiostoma floridae (Florida lancelet)
Lineage: Eukaryota; Metazoa; Chordata; Leptocardii; Amphioxiformes; Branchiostomatidae
Product: tetraspanin-4-like
Exons: 8
Coding region: 199-996 (265 amino acids)
Cellular component (GO): membrane
Source: RefSeq, a predicted model, not a curated record
UGCAGAUUGUCAGUCCACAUAUCUGCAAUGAGCCAUUUGUCCGCUAGAUGUCGCUUGCGAAGGCGAAUACCUAAACCAUACUUGAUCGCUAUCAGAGAUGCUGUGUCAGUGAGACGAGGUGUUGCUACAUUUUUUGUGCCAUUUUGGACGCUUUCCCACACGAAUUUCCACCAGGCCUAGAAACUACCAGACUCCAAGAUGGUGGAAGGAGGCUGUGGAAAAUGUAUUCAGUACCUGAUGUUCACAUUCAACCUGCUGUUUUGGUUGGCUGGCUGUGGCAUCCUGGGAGUGGGGAUCUGGCUGAGGGUGACCCAGGGUGAUUUCGCCACCUUGGUUCCCAGCAUCCCGUUUGUGACGGCGCCGAACCUGUGCAUCAUCGCGGGCGUGAUCGUCAUGGUGGUCGGCUUCAUCGGGUGCUGCGGGGCUCUCAAGGAAAACAAGUGUUUGUUGUUGACACUCGGCACUCCCGUCACCCUUGUUGUGUUUGUCCCCAUCUUUAUCCAAAUCUUCAUCCUCAUCCCCAAGGAGUAUUGUCUACUGCUCCGGCUAUGUGAUAGUUUCAUGUUGCAACAUGUUGUGUUGUUGUGUCCCCAGUUGGAGAAGUUUGCCCGUGAAGACCUGACGCGAGGGAUGAACCAGUACGGCAUGACGGGUCAGUCCGGCCUGACCCGUGCCUGGGACCUGUUCCAGACGGAGAAGCACUGCUGUGGUGUCAACAACAGCACCGACUGGUUUAACCGCCCAGUGUGGCCCAACCAGAGCUGGGUGCCAGACUCCUGCUGCAAGCCUGUCUACCGCGCUGAUGACUGUGGCCAGUCUGGAGACGUUCUCAACUUCUUUGAAGAUGGCUGUGUCUCUGCCCUGAAGACUGACUUCAUGUUCAACCUGGGCCUGAUCGGCGGCAUCGGGAUCGGAAUCGGCUUGAUCCAGAUCCUGGGCAUGGUGUUCUCCCUCUGUCUGUUCUACAGGAUCAGAAACGAGGGGACGUAUGCGUAGAGACAAGAGGAGACCUGGCUAAGGAAGAUACCUUGAGUAAUAAAAGACUACAUUGUACAUGUAGUUCUCAUGUUGUGGAUACAAUAUUGUGGUAAAUAUGUGGAGAGCCUGACAUGAAAUCUAUAUUCAUAUUACUUGUAAAAGUUAAUGUUUGUCUGAGUGGUAGAUUCACACCCCUAGCCCUCACGUUAUUUGAACAUGAUAUGUUUUUCAAACAAAAACACUUUGUAAGCUUUAUUAGCAUUAUUAUGUAAUCUUUUGUUCCAGCUUAAACCUAAGUAGAGACUUCCAACUGAAGUUAAAAUAGUAAUUGCAGUCAAUGUUAUUACAUGUAUUAUACAUACUGUGUUUUUCCAUUUUUCAAAAGUUGGAUAUGUUUUUGAAAAAGCCCUUUUCACUGAACUACUAUUAGGACAACAUUACUUUGACCUGUUUUCUCAUUUCUUGCCUGACUAGUCAAGUUUUGUCAGAUGUAUAUAUAGAAAGAGUUUGCUAUUCAGAUUUGUCAGAAAAUAGUGUUUGGUCUGUAGGACAUUGACAUGAUCAUGGCACCAGGUACAAUGUUUGGAUACAUGUAUUUUGAUAUGUAGAGAUGAGUAAGCAUUUACAGAAAAGCCAUCCAUCCAAACCUUGACCAAGCUUUUAGCUGAGACAACAAUACUACUGUAAGUAUUUGCAAUGAAUAAUGUCAGAGAUGUAUUUGUCCCCAUAACAAAUGACUGGAGGAAACAAAAAUAGUUUUGUCUGGAAGAA